Messenger RNA from Symbiodinium pilosum, 1341 nucleotides. NCBI's taxonomy places the organism in Eukaryota, Dinophyceae, Suessiales, Symbiodiniaceae. The record is from the annotation of a GenBank genome assembly.
AUGCCGAAAGGGCGCGUCGAUGAAAUCACAGUUGAGGUGCAGCACGCGCUGACAGCUGAGUUUUUGGGAAGCUUUUCCCUUUCUGCAAGCAGCAAAGGAGACGUCUUGCGGCAACAUGUCAGCCAACACCUCCGCCAUCCUGACCAACAAGAGAUCAAGCUGCAUGUUCUAAAUGAAGGCCCCGUGCUGUUGGAAAGGAAUUUGCGCAGCCAAGCAGUUGUGAGUGGUACAGUUGUGACCUAUCUAUUACGGCAGAAGAGGGACAAUGCGGAGGUUGAAAGCGCACGCAAAUGCAUUGCCCAGUGCCUUAGCGGCUCUAAUGCGGCUUACAUAUCAUUGGCUGCACGUUUGACACCUGAUCAGAUUGAGGAGGUGUGUAAGUCGCUCACGUCUGCAGUCGACUGCUUAUGGGGAGUUUUUGAGGUGGGAAGUGACAGCUUGCGGUCCUACCUGCUAUGCAUUUCAAGUAGGCUGGGAAAGCUUCGAACAGAUAAUGAAGGUCUUGGGGUUCAGGAUCUGUUGGCUGCCAGAGUUGAAGUUUCCUCUAGAUGUAAGGAGGCGCUUUCGGAGGGCGGUACGGCUCUUCAUGUUGCCAUAUCCUGGGGCCGCCCGAAGGUGGCGCGGGUCCUUCUUGAAGCAAGAUGCAGCGUGUUGGAAACAGAUGAUUGUGGCGACACGCCCCUUCUGAAAGCAUGCCUGGCCAUGACACAAGGCAGAAACUCCAGAAGCCACUUGCCAACGGUUGGGGAUGCAACUGGAGAGGACAUGAUGGAGGUGGUCAACAGAAUUCUGGCCCGUUGCGGCCCGGCGUUGGUGAACAAGCGUGGCUGGAGAGGAGAGACUGCUUUGAUCCGAGCAUGUUCCGAGAAUUUGCCGCAGCUUGUGAACAUAUUGAUUCAGGGCAAAGCUGAGGUUAACUUGACGGAUGACAUUGGCAACUCUGCCCUUCACCAUCUUGCUGCAAAACCCCUGUGCCAGGAUCUCGUAGCAGAGCUUCUAAGAGCCCAGGCUAUUGUAGAUCUGAAGGGGGAGCAAUCAUAUACGUCGUUGAUGUUUGCAGUGCAGAAGGGGAAUGUCCACUGCGUCGAGCGCUUGCUUAAGGCCAGGGCAUCCGUCCCAGAAGCGUGCUUGCAGGAUCCUGGCAAGAUUUUGCGGUGCGCGCUCGCCAACUGCACUCAGGGCCAUGGAGCCCCGCAAAUGAAGAUUUUUGCUAAGCUGAUUGAGGCUGAUGAUGACUUCCUUGAGCAACACAGAGAGGAGUUAUUGGAGCUUGCUGCGGAGGAGGCGGACACUGACUUGUACGAGUUCCUGAGCUCAUCAAAAAGAUGCCGCCGAACGUGA